This is a messenger RNA of Nezara viridula (southern green stink bug), 4725 nucleotides long. The record is from the annotation of a GenBank genome assembly. NCBI's taxonomy places the organism in Eukaryota, Metazoa, Arthropoda, Insecta, Hemiptera, Pentatomidae.
GUUGCGCAAAAUGUUUUUAUCCCGAUAAAGGUGUCGUAACAAAAACAGUUUGAAAUUUGCUGGUCUAUAAAACAGAUGCUUACUAAGAGACCACAUUGUACAAAACAAAGCAUGUGUUACUACAUAUGAUUUAUUACUCUGACAAACAGGUUUGUACCUACAUUGGCCAUAUGACUACAGAUGAUUUUUUUUUCCAAGUAUGUUAUAAUUGUGAUUAUUAUUUGUUUUGAUCGUGAUUUCUAUUUACAAUAUUCUUGGGAGACAGUUUGAUCAUAGGAAAUUGUGAUAGAAUUACAUAUUUAGGUACACAUUGUCGAACUUAACAGUUCCGGAGAGAGCAUCUGAAAAACAAUGGAACAAUGAAAAACAAAGUAUAACCUUUCUAAAUGAAAUUAUACUUAUGGUAUCCAAGAUUUGGAGGCAAUAAGAACAAGAUGCCAGAAGAUUCUACCCUCUGAACUAUUUUGCUUCCCCUUCCUAACAGGACUGUAGAUUGUAUUAUUGCUUUAAAUACAUAUUAAAUACAGGGGUGUAGGUUGAAGUGUUGUUUUAAAUAUAUUUAAGAAGCAUAUCUAUCAUUGGUCAAGAUCUAAAACUUCAAAGUGGUUUUGAUAUAUAGCCUUCCUUACACAUAAGAAAAUUAUUUUUAUACCUUGGCUGGUAACUGAAGGCUGGCGAAGAAUAAGUGAACAGCAAUGCAGUGGAGGAGUGGUGAUGGCCUUUACUAUCUAAAACAGAGAUCUUCAAACUUUUUGGUCCACGGGGCACAUUGAUAUCUCCAAGUUCCGAGGGCCACAACUUGUGAUGAAAAAAAUAUCUUGUCUAUAAAUGAUACUUCAGUCGUGAAAUGAACUUUCUAAGAGAAAAACCCAUGCAAUAAAUGUAGCAACCUCUUAUAUGAGUAAUUUGAUAAAUUUCAUAUUUUUUUAAAACGUUUUUAAAAUUUUACCAUGUAAUCAACUAUUGCGGGUCGGACUGGAAGUGCUUUCGAGCCGGAUCCGGCCCCCGGCCGUAGUUUGGAGACACUAGGUCUAAAGUACAUACGUAUGCUAAACUUACAGUCUCUACUAAUUCACAAUAUUUACUUAUUAAUGUUGUUUAAUAAUGUAGGUCUCUAGGGUGAAUUCAUGUUCUGCAUCAUAUUACUAAAUAUUGAACAUUAAUGAUAAUUUAAUAUGUAUUCUAAAAUUGCAAGACAGAAUGACAAAAAAAAUAAAAUAAAGACUCACCUUUAUAUCAUCAUUCAAGUUUAUCACAGAAUCCAAAUUGGAACCUCCAAUCACUACCUAAAAUAAAAAAUUAAAACAUUAUAAUAUUUAUGUUUUGAUCAUCUGCACGCUAAACAUCUAGGUAAGAGAAUCCCAAACGAUGGUAUGUGAACGAGCAAUAAAAAUUGAUAAAAAUAUUAGUCCGCGGUACAAACUCCUUUUUAUCGAUUUAUUAACAUCCGCCUGAAACUUCGUAGUUUCGUCUCAUCGUAACCUACAACUAUUUUAUUUACGAAAAAUCUUGGAAUUGGGGCAUUUUCUAUCUGGAGGGGGACAAACUUUGUCUAUUUAAUUAGAUACUAAAAACUCGUAAAUACUCAUUUGCUUUCUAUUUGAAUCGUAAGAUAAUAUGAUCACAAAAUCGAGAAAAAGGUGCUCAGCAAAAAUAUUGGAUCAUUUGUCCUAUAUAAUCUCGUUAUUUUGAAAUUUUGGGGGUGUAGGUGACGCCAAACGGCAGCUUGAAGAAGAGUUCUUUAAGAUGAUGCACUCACAGAAUAAAACUUAUAAAGCCUCAAAUGCCGCAUUCACUGAGUACUAACAGUUUUAAUGCACUUCACUUACUCGAGAUUAUUCCUCGAAGUAAUACCUCUCGAAUCGGGAUCCGUUAUUUCUUCAUGAAAUUCGCUUUCUUUUCAUACCUAGUUUCUCAUAAACCUUCUCUGCUUAGAGGUGGAAAAGAGGCUUAAGUAUACUGUAUACACUAGCCUCUUAACAAGAAUAAAUCAGUAGAAUAGACAGCCAUACUAUUGAAAUAUUUAAAAUCACAGAUAUCUUCAUUACCAAUUACUAGCCUCUUAAUUUCUAAACUCUUAGCUGACUGCUGAGGAGUACGUUCGUGAGGGACCAGUCUACUGCUCUUUUUCACCUUCCCCAUGGAGAGUAGAUGGCGACUAACAAAAUCUUUCGACACAAUACACUUCCCGGCAAGUUCGCGAGUACUUGUGGACGGAUUUGACUGAACAGCUUCCUACAGAACCUCAUCAAUAUCCAUCAAUGGUCGCCCGGAGCCCUUCUUCCUGUCGUCGUAUCCUCACUGCGAAAUUUCUGUUACACUGCAAAAGACAUGUUCCCUUGCAAAGUUUUCAGAGAGAAAUCUUGUGCAGGGGCAAUAUGGUAACCAAUGAAGGUCUACUGAGGUGCAAUUGUUGCUUUUUGAAAACAUUGAAGUUGUUAAGUUUAGAAAAAUAUGUUACCUAUAAAGCUGUAGUAAAUUGUAUGUUUUUAAAUAUAUAAUUUAAAAAUUUGAGCUAAAACACCUAUAAAAACAGAUACUUAAAAAAAAACAAAAAAUUAUACAUUUUUUUUGUGAAUUUUCAAAACAUUACCCAUUUUGAAAGCUCAACAAUUUGCUUCCUCUUGGGUUUAGAAAAAAAUGUUAUGUACAAAAAUGUCUGAUAAUUUUAAGCUGUUUUAGAUUGAAUAUAACCAAUUUUUAUUUAUCUUGCUUUAAAAAUGAGAUGUUUAAUGUAAUUCAAAAAUUUUUCGAAAUUUAAAUAGUUUUUGGAGCACAGCAGCGAACCCACAAAGCUUUUAAGUGCCGAAACUUGGAUUUUUUAUAUCAACUACAUACCUAACAAUAUAAAAAAGAAAUUUGAAUUAGCCGGUCUAUUGCAAGGUAGACACCUUUUUUUGUGCUAAUUUUACUGGGCUAUAUCAUGUUGGAGGGAAAAAGGUGAGCAGUUGGUAAUCAGAUGUUGACAUCUAUCUUACCAGGACAACAAAACACGAGAUACUCGUAUUCUCAGUGUUAUCUAAAAUUUUUGGCCUCAAAAACUCAUUCUUAAAACCGGGAUGAUCCAGAAAAUGUCUUCAGAAGUAGGGAGGGAUAAAAAUAAAUCAUUUUAAAACUUGAUAUUUGAUUUAACUUCCUAAUUUUCCCCCCAAGAAAGAAAUCCUACUGUUUUAUGUAAAAUUAAAAAAAAAAUACAUCAUUAGUAAACGUUUCCCGAACUUUUAAUGUUAAUUAGCUAAUAUUCAGUGCCUGCAUUAGGGUGGGGCAACCGGGACAAUGGCCCGGGACGAAAAGAAACAAAAAAUACAAAACGUAAUAACAUAAUUAAUUUUAGCCAGUCAAUAAAGUAACUGUAUCAGAAAAAAUGUUAAAUGAAAUAAAAUUCAAAAAAUUUUCAUCAUAUUAUUCCCAUUAACUUAAUUAAAAUCAAAUUCUUAACAAAAUAAAAAUAUGUAGGUUGCUAAUUUUGUAAUUUGAAGAGUAAAAGAGAAAAAUAGGCAAACUAUUUUCGUUUUCAGUUGAGUUAAAAAAUGAAUUUAAAUUGAAAAUUGCAUUCUUCCAGGGAGAUACAAUGAGAAAAAAUAAAUUCAAUACACAUUAUCUAAAGCUUUUUUCGGAUUUUAACAAAUCGAAAGAAUGCAACUUUUCAUUCCGUAAUUGAGAGGAGUACAACUGUUUUUUUUCUGAUUCUUGAUUUAAAUGUCUUAUAAAUAUAAAGAGUAAGAAAAUAUAUUUACAGUAGUAUUAUAAUAAGCAAUUGUCUGUCCCAGGCAGCGAAUUUUGAGCAUGUUUUUUUUAAGUAAAAAAUAUUUUUUCUACUUUUUGGGUUUGACAUUAUUCAGAGUGGCUACCAGACAGUCAAAGAAAAAUUCCCUGACAUUUUCCUAUUUGAUGAUAGUUUCUCCUGACCAAUAUGUCUGGAGACACAAAUAUUAAAAAUUGUAAUUUAUAAAUAAAUUUAUUUUUAUUACAUGAAAAAAGUGCUGCAAAUUAUUAUAUAAUGGUUUAUUAUUUCCAAACAAUUGUAUGUCAAAAGUAACAUUACUUAACAUUAGGAAAAAAUGAGUAAAACGUGAUUCCUAAUAUUGCACUAAAUAUUUUUUUAUUUCAUCAUUAGCAAUUUUCUAAGAAAAAUAAAAAUGAAAAACCUUGGUGCACUAAACUAAACACCUGUUUAUAAUAUUGGGUUGUCCGGAAAAUAAUCUAGGAUUUCGGUUUAAAAAGAAAAAAGAAAUAUUUAAAACUGUUUUAUUUAAUCAAAAUAGUACCCACUACUAUCAAAUAAUUUCUGCCAACAUGUUGACAACUUUUUCAUACCCUUGGAAUAGAAUUUCCGUUUACAAUUUUUAUUUCUUUAGAAUUUUAUCGAACAUCUUCACAAUUGAUAAACUCCACCAGCACAUUUUCUAAUUUCCUUUGUCAAUUAAAUUUGUUCACAUAAGUAGUGGUCCAGGUGUCUAAAAAAAUUAUAAUCCGUACGCGAGAGGUCCGAAGAGUAGGGCCGGUGUCAUGGAGCCGGACUUCAACAGUUUUUGUGACAUAACACGCGAGACAUGUGGCCGGGCGUUGACGUGCAACAAAAUGGACUCCUUCCAAUUGACCAAAAAUGGCUUCAUUAUUGGCAAUUUUUGAUGCAUUGCAUUAAUUUGGUCACAAUACGAUUCAUCAUUGAUGGUUUCUCCAUGAUUUAAGAAGCUGUAGUGUAUCAAACCAAAUGAAGCCCAC